AUGACGGAAGGUGAGAGCUAUUUACACGCAAAAGUGAGACUCGAGCACGAAAGGAUUCUAGAUCUCAAGCAUGUGCCCCUGCGACUAUUAUCAACCUCCUUACCUUUGAAGGUCUACCUCAACCCGGGACAGUUGAAUAGGUACCAGUUUCGGUAUUGCCGAGGUCGUGAGGAUGUAGAUAUGGGCGAGCGUCAAGGAAAGGUUGGCGGCAAACACUCGUUGGACGGAGCCCAGCCCUGCCCCCAAGUCUUGGUAGAUCUGACGGGGUUCGAGCCCGUGGGACUUGGGAGGUUCAGCGCCCUCGCCGACAUGGACUUAGGCUGCAUUUUCACAAAAUGCCAUUGUAUUUUAUUCUCCCCGGAUAUGGGCCAAGUGAAGUCGAAACUAUUACCAACGGAAGAGCAUACGGCGACUUUAUUUUAUAUAUAUAUAUAUAUAUAUAUUUUUUUUAAAAAAAAACCCUGA
This is a messenger RNA of Gaeumannomyces tritici R3-111a-1, 465 nucleotides long. RefSeq lists its product as hypothetical. The transcript has 5 exons. The coding region runs from base 1 to 465 and encodes 154 amino acids. The record is from RefSeq and is a predicted model, not a curated record. NCBI's taxonomy places the organism in Eukaryota, Fungi, Ascomycota, Sordariomycetes, Magnaporthales, Magnaporthaceae.